AAAGAUUUGAAUGUUAUGGAUAAUUUUUCUUAAUAAUGUUGACAACAAUUGAAAGAUUGUAUCGUACCACGACAAUUGAUUUAAAGUAAUAGUCAAGCUUUGUAUACCCCUUGUAGAUCGCCAUGGAAUGUUCAACGAUGAACAAAUCCUCGCAAACCACAAGCAAUGUACUUAUUAAUUUAUAAUUUUUAAUCCAAAAAAGCUUUGAACUAUUCAUUCACACCCCAUACCAUGUAACUCAUCCUCCCCCACACUCGCCGGCGAACUAAUUUCCGGCAUGGCUACAGUAGUGUUCCAUAUCAUAUACUUUCUCAUCAUUAUUCCCUCCACUCUCUCCCUCAAUUUUAUCUUCAAUUCCUUCACCACCACCACCAACCUCACUCUCAUCAACGACUCCCACGUCGAACCCCCCAUCAUUCGCAUGAUCAACGACUCCAACAAUUACUCCUUCGGCCGAGUUUUCUACCCCACAAAGCUCCCCGUCAUUAAACCUUCCUCCAACAUCUCUUCCUUCUCCACUUCCUUCAUCUUCUCCGUCUUGCCACAAAUCCCAAACAGUCCUGGUUUUGGUCUCGCUUUCGUCCUCUGCAAUACCACUUCCCCUCCCGGCGCACUCGCCAGCCAAUUCUUCGGCUUAUUCACAAACACCACCUCCCCCACCGUUUUCCCCCUCCUCGCCGUCGAAUUCGACACCGGACAAAACCCUGAGUUCAACGAAAGCGACAACAACCACAUCGGAAUCGAUCUCAACAACGUCGAAUCCAUAACGCAAACCCGCGCAGGAUACUACGAUUCCACCGGAAGUUUCGUACCAGUUCAAAUGAAUAGCGGCGAAAAUAUCCGAGCUUGGAUCGAAUUCGACGGCGAGAAUUUGGAAAUUAACGUUACCGUUUCUCCAGUCGGUGUUUCACGCCCAACGAAACCAACGCUUACGUAUAGACAUCCAAACAUUGCUAAUUACCUUUCUCCCGAAAUGUUCGUUGGUUUUUCAGCUUCGAAAACCGAUGGAAUCGAAGCACGGAGAAUUCUCGCAUGGAGUUUCAGCGAUUCAGGAACUGCGGAAGUGUUAAACACGACAAAUUUACCGGAUUUCGAACUAAAAUCGUCGUCAACUUCACUUUCCGGUGGUACAAUUGCAGGAAUUGCAGUUGCUUGUUUUGCUUUCACAUUGAUUUGUGCGAGUUUGGUGUUAUUAUUCAUUUGGUGGCGAAACAGAAAAACGAAAGAAGAAGAUGAUGAAGUUGAAGAUUGGGAAAUGGAAUAUUGGCCACAUAGAUUCUCUUAUGAGGAACUAAAAAUAGCUACUAAGGGUUUUAAGAAGGAGAAUCUUCUAGGUUCUGGAGGGUUCGGAAAAGUGUACAAAGGAACACUAACGAAUAAAACUUUAAUUGCGGUAAAGUGUGUUAAUCACGAUUCUAAACAAGGAUUAAGAGAAUUCAUGGCGGAGAUUUCAAGUAUAGGAAGGCUUCAACAUAAGAAUAUAGUACAAAUGAAGGGAUGGUGUAGAAAAGGUAAUGAACUUAUGUUAGUUUAUGAUUACAUGCCUAAUGGAAGCUUAAACAAGUGGGUUUUUGAUAAUCCUGUGAAAAUUUUGGGAUGGGAUCAGCGCCGUCGGAUUCUUGUUGACGUGGCAGAGGGGCUUAACUACCUUCAUCAUGGUUGGGAUCAGGUUGUUAUUCAUAGGGAUAUUAAAUCAGGUAACAUUUUGUUGGACUGUGAAAUGAGGGGAAGGUUGGGAGAUUUUGGUUUGGCUAAGCUUUACCAACAUGGACAAGUUCCGAAUACUACACGUGUGGUGGGAACUUUGGGGUAUUUGGCGCCGGAAAUAGUGAGGGUUGCCGCGCCGACAUCAGCGAGUGAUGUGUAUAGUUUUGGGGUUGUGCUGUUGGAGGUGGGUUGCGGAAGGAGGCCGUUGGAGAUGUCGGUAGUGGAUGAGGAGGUGGUGCUAAUUGAUUGGGUGAGAGAAUGGUAUGCGAGAGGGUGUGUGGUAGAUGCUGCAGAUUGUAGGAUUAAGGGUGAGUAUGAUGUUUGUGAUAUGGAGAUGGUGUUGAAACUUGGGUUGGCUUGUUGUCAUCCUGAGCCUAAUAGGAGGCCUACUAUGAAGGAAGUUGUUGCGUUGCUUCUUGGGAAGGAUGUGGCUGAGGUGCCGGGGAAUGUUUUGUCUGAUUUGGCCCGCGGGGAUGGCAAUGGUGGUGGUGGUGGCGGGGAAUCGGAGGAGGAACUGCCUUUGCAGUCCAACUCUCCUGUUUGACUUUACUGCAUACUGUUGGACUUUUGUCCAUUGGAUUUUUUUUCUUGAUUGUGUGUUGAUAAUGGGGAAAUUUCCCUGUAUAUCUUUUGAUAUUAAUCAUUGGAUUAUUUCCACUUUCAGUCAAGUACUCAUGUUCUUUGUAGUGUGUCUUGUACAUGAUUUACUUGUUUUCCAUUUUUGUUAAUUAUCUUUCUUUGGAUGAAAGAAUAUGUAUUUUGCAUGUCUUGAAACAGUUAAAAAUAGAAUA
Cicer arietinum (chickpea) is the source of this 2498-nucleotide messenger RNA. Its product is annotated as L-type lectin-domain containing receptor kinase S.1-like. Gene Ontology annotation, molecular function: ATP binding; protein kinase activity; carbohydrate binding. Gene Ontology annotation, biological process: protein phosphorylation. Lineage: Eukaryota; Viridiplantae; Streptophyta; Magnoliopsida; Fabales; Fabaceae. The record is from RefSeq and is a predicted model, not a curated record.